ACCGCUUCGGUUUAGUAUUGUCAAUAAUCCACUCGUUUAUUGUUCUAAUCAUUUGUGAAUGUGCCAGUAUUGUGAGCCAGCUUUGGCUACGUUUUUCCUCACAGUUGGACGCUUCUAUCAAUUUUACAAUAUCCGGUAGCCGACUUCCUAAUUUUGACAGCUCUCGAGAAAACGUACCGUUUCGAUGGGGCUUUACACGGUGUUAUUUUUCGCUCUAACUCCCUAAAACUACGCUAUAUACAGCCUGCUUCUGUGUAUAUAAUCUUAGCCAUGUUGUCUGUAAAGUCUAAGAUAUUUAUCUUCAUCUUCAUAGUAGUCUGUAAGCAAGCUGUCUUGAAUGCGUCGCGUCAGAAAGAUAGAUGCCCUCGAAGAGUAGUUAUCAUCAAAUCUCACAGUGGAAUCCUCGAGUCUCCAGGAUAUCCAAGUGCGUACCAUUCCAAACAGAGAUGCAUAUGGCAGAUCCAAGUCAACGCUGGUUAUUUAGUUCAUUUACAUUUUAACAAAACGUUCGAUGUGCCCCAUUCUCCCAGCGGUCGUUGCGAAAAGAACUGGGUACUAGUAAGCUCCAGAAGGCAGAGUUUUCGUAGGGGGGUUGGCUUUGUUACUGGGGCACAUACAGUUGUGUUUUGCGGUACGAAUCAACCGAGUAAUAUUACCUCGUUUGGUAGGAACAUCUGGGUCAGGUUUCACUCGGAUAAAACUGGCGAAGGAAAAGGAUUUCGAUUGUAUUUUUCUGCUAUAGAUAUAAAUGAAUGUAAGACCAAUAAAGGAGGUUGUGAACGACGAUGUAUCAAUACCCCUGGAAGCUACAGAUGCGCAUGUCAACGUGGGUAUACACUAAUGACCGAUGGCAAACACUGUGUAGAGACCCCCAAAACAAGAAUUUUGUUUAACAAAAGAAGGUACCAAGCAACAGUCACCGGGCAGAUGUCCUCAGGAACUAAGCUUGUCAAGAUUCGCGCGUCGGCUGACAGGACGGCACAACCACUCGAGUACCAAAUAUUAACCAUAAACAAUCGAGUACAGUCGAAGAAACGAGCUGCGUUUGUUAUUGACAGAAAAUCAGGGGUUAUAAGUCUGAAGAAGAGACCAUCUGUAGGCCUUUACCGAUUGCUCGUAGAGGCUCGUUUGAACGAAGUUAGUUUUGCUCGCGUCGAUGUCAACAUCCGUGUUCGUCCACUCAAGUCAAAACCAAAAUCCUCAAGGACCUUCCGCUUCACAAAUGAACAUUACUCCGUCAUCAUCCCCAAUACUGUCUUAAAGGGACAAAGAAUUCUUCAACUCGAUGUUAAAAAACCCAAAAAUCUCGUCAAUCGAACAGUCAAGUAUAAACUUCGUACGCAGACUCAGUAUUUUGCUCUAAGCGGUAAAUAUGGCUCUCUGACGGUUACUAAGAGCCUAAAACCAAAAGGAAACGUCACUAUUAUGCUUCGUGUCAGAGCGGUAAUACGUGGCCGAGUGAAACGCGAAGCCGAAGCCACGAUUUCCAUCGUGGUGGUUCCGGAGUUCAUCGGGAAUGAGUUCGUGGAAUCGUCGCUAAAAGUGGUUCAUAGGAAGUCGAUGUCUGGUAAGAAGUCAGGUGGAGGGCGUUCAAGGAGUGGGAAGGGACUAGCGGAGUUUAGGCUGCACCGAAUGUUUCGACGGCCAUCUCAAGAGGCCCGACGUAUCUCUCAAGCGGACUUGAAAUUCAACAAUGUCAUCAAAGAUAUCAAACUGAAGGUUGCCAAAAGGGUUUUAGGUAGCAAUGAUAGAUCACGCACUGACCUCGUUUCCGUGAGACUUGGUCCCAGUUCCCUCGCUUCUGAAUCUAAAAUGUUCGACAUCAUCCGUAAUAUUACUUGUUCGCAACCCAAAGUAAACUGCUCCGAUAGCCAAUACCAUUCAAGAUACAGAACGUUUGAUGGAACGUGCAACAAUCUCGACCAUCCCCUAUGGGGCGCCGCCCCCUCUCCAUUCUCCCGCAUGCUAGAUCCCGUCUACUACGAUGACAAUCGCCUAUCAGAUCCCAUUGGCUUUCCCGACCAGCCAUUCGCGCCUCCGAUAUCAUCACCACACCUCGUCAGCCAAGAGUUUUUUGUCCACCGUGUGCGUGCUAGUAGUAGUAGCUGGAUGCAUUCACACAUGCUGAUGCAAUGGGGUCAAUUUCUUGAUCACGAUGUAACUUUCACGGCUGAAAGUGAAGGCGCGGAGAAGUGUUUCCUUCCAAAUUGUGACAACUCACCACAAGACUUCGAGCCGCCCUGUUUUCCCAUCAUGUACCCUGACAAUAAUGAAUGCACGAUGUUUACGCGGUCAGCGGCUGCUUGCCAAAGCGAUGAUGGCAACAUCACACCACGUGAGCAGCUGAACACCGUGACUUCAUACAUUGACGGUUCGCAAAUCUAUGGCUCUUUGGCUGAAACAGCGGAUAAUCUGAGGGAUUUGAUAGGUAACAGAGGAUAUCUGCGAACUUCAGCCGAAGAUUUUCUCCCAUACAUGAAAUCAACUCUAAAACCACCAUUGAAUCUUUGCCAAAUUUUUGGCGGCUGCUUCGACGCGGGCGACUUCAGAGUGAACGAACAAAUCGCCCUGGCCGCAAUGCACACGCUGUGGGUGCGAGAACACAACAGAAUAACUCAGCAACUCAACUCCUUGAACCGAAACUGGGACGAUAACAAGGUAUUCCACGAAGCAAAAAAAAUAGUUGGAGCGGAGCUACAACAUAUUUCAUACUCGGAGUACCUUCCUAAAAUUCUUGGCGCGAAUGCUAUUCCUCCGUAUAAAGGAUACAGUAAUGUUAAUCCGACGAUUCUCAACGUUUUUGCGACGGCUGCGUUUCGGUUUGGACACAGUACUGUGCGUCCGUCAUUUUCUCUCUUGGAUUCAAACUUUGAACCAAUUGCCGAAGACGUACCAUUAAUCAAUGCGUUCUUUAACAACAAGUUGGUCCAGAAAUACGGAGUCAAGCCUAUAUUACUAGGACUUUUAGCUAAUGUAUCACAGGAUGUUGAUAGAGACUUUCCUGCAGGUUUGACAAAGCAUUUGUUUCAACAGCCAGAGUCGGAGCAUGGCUUUGAUUUAGCGGCGCUGAAUAUACAACGCGGGCGCGACCAUGGACUGCCCGGGUAUGGAGUCUGGAGACGUGAGUGCAAUCUCACGCAUGCUGAAAUAUUUGAAGAAACAUUAGAUGAAAUUAGAGAUCCUGAAGCGCGGAGAAUAUUGGAUCGUCUUUACAACGGCUCUGUUGAGGUCGCAGAUCUUUUUGUGAGCGGUCUUGCGGAGGAGCCAGUCAAAGGAGCAAUUGUCGGGCCCACCUUCCAUUGUAUACUUAAAGAACAGUUCAAACGCUUGCGUGACGGGGAUCGAUUCUGGUACGAGAACAACAGGGUCUUCACAAAAGAACAACUUGCGGAGAUCAAGAAAGUCACCUUGUCACGCGUGUUGUGUGACAACCUAGUUGGAAUUGUGUCGAUACAGAAGGACGCCUUUGUUGCACCGACCUUGCGUGACAAACGCGUCAUUUGUUCGCAGCUGCCAAGUGUAGACUUGCGUCUUUGGGAGGAAAGACAAGUCGAUCCACCAACGCUUCCUCCAAUUGAAUUAUCCCAGUGGUUCUAUACAGUACGCACCGCCACGGGCAGUUGGGCAGUAGCCAUUGGAAGACAAAUCUGUCGCAACUCGGUGGUUGAUAUCCAGUGUCAAUUAGCUGAUGGUUCAAAUCUACAGGAAGCAGGGCAGAUCGUUCACUGUGAGCCAUUGGUUGGUGUUUAUUGUCGGAACAGUGAGCAAGGUUCUUCUAAUCAAAUUUGUCGCGAAUUUCGCUUCCGCUUUUUGUGUUCCGACAUUCCAAGGCCAGUUCCUGCUCAACCAUCAGCAGAACCUCUUAAAGGAUUUCCAAGUAAACCAAUCCUCUCUUGUGACGCACGUCACCCAAAUGAUUUCGUCGUCUCAUUUGUGGCUACAACAUCUGUUACAAUCAACAAACCGUACUCAAGCUCUACGCCCGACGAGUACCUCUUCGUUGGCAAAAACACGGGCGAACCAAAGAGUCGCUUGUUGGUGAAGUUUGACACGCGUAGAAUUACUCGUCGAGCUAUCGUCCACUCGGCAUUUCUGUUUCUUUACUUGGUUGAUAUUGAGCGUGAUGCGGGGUUCAGUGGAUUGGAAGUCCCGCCAAAUAAUUUGGAAGCUUAUCAGGUUUUGAGCUCUGACUGGACGGCGGAAAAUACUACGUCUGUGAUACCAUGGAAUGAGAACUAUUUGGGGGUAGGGACUGAUGUGGAUGCAAGAAUAUCGUUGAGUGCACCACUUUUGCUGUCACAAACAAGCAGGUGGAUCUCUCUGGACGUUGCGCACGCACUCAGGAACUGGCAAAUCCGCCGACAACCUAACUACGGGCUCAUGGUCAAAACCAGAAAAGAAACAAGUGCAAAUGCUGUGUAUAGACUCGCUUCUUCUGGGAACAAAAAUGUUAUUGUUCGUCCGAGAUUACUGGUUUGUUUGACUGUACCGCCAUGGUGAAGCAAUGUUUCGAUCCUUCCUUACACACAGACUUUAAACUCAGAUUCGAAUCUCAAAUCUCGCACGUUUGUUAUGGAUAAGAAAGUUUUGGAUUCUUGCGAAGUCUCUUUAUAUUUUAUGAACGGAAUUUCGUGAAGUUAAGCUCAUAUCAACACAGUAAGACUGCGAGCGGUCCAUAUUUCCCCUCAAAAUUCAGUAAUGGCGAUUGCUUUGGGAUUCCUGUGAAGGCACGAAGAUUGGAGCCGAAUAUUGACUAUACCCUUUGAGCCAAUCGAAGCGCACGGGAUCAUUAUUUAACCAAUCAAAAUGCUUGUACACAGCGCCGCCAAAUUAACGGCACGUCUGAACCGAACGUUUUUUACAGGCAUACUAAAUAUACUCUAUAGAAUUAUAAAGUGUUGCAAAAUAAUAAAUGCCUAGCUUUCUUUUAAAAGAUCAAGAUGUAGCUCAGCUCUUUCGGCGCCAACGGCUACUAAAGUCGAUAGCUUGGCAGGGCGCCAUUAAACACUAUCGAACCAAAAGCUGUAUCAGAUUAUUGGAUUUUCCCAAGUUCUUAGUUUUGGCGAAGUCCGCUGAAAAAACUUCGUAGGCGCAGCUUGGAACAAUGAUAUACUCGCCCAACGUCAGGCGGAAGAGAGCAUGCGCAAAGGGUAUCGAGUCUAUGACACUUACGAAGCCGGCUGAAAGUUUACAAUGCAUUCUGAAUGCUCGAUAUAUUUCAUAUUUCUCCUAACGUAAAGCUACAACAAUCUGACAAUUAUUUACAUUUCCGUUGCGCUUGUUCAUUUUGGUAAAAUUGAGAUUUAAGAAUAUUUACAUUGGAAAAGAAAACAUUUGAAAAAGAGAACUUCUCGUGCAUUUUAGAGUUCUUAGGAUCGUCACGCAACGUUUCUCUCCCCACGAACGACGAAAUGUUGCGUGACAACGUCAAGACCACUGUAUAGGAGGCGGCUAACCCUAUUCGGUAUUCCAAUUUGUUUUUCAAUAUUUGAACAUCAUGUCAACCUCCUUAGUAGCAUUUUCUUUUUUACUGAGGACGCAAAAUGACAUUUAUAAUGCAAUAAAGUUUCUAAAAAGAAA
Messenger RNA from Actinia tenebrosa (Australian red waratah sea anemone), 5580 nucleotides. RefSeq lists its product as uncharacterized. The record is from RefSeq and is a predicted model, not a curated record. Gene Ontology annotation, molecular function: calcium ion binding; heme binding; peroxidase activity. Gene Ontology annotation, biological process: response to oxidative stress. NCBI's taxonomy places the organism in Eukaryota, Metazoa, Cnidaria, Anthozoa, Actiniaria, Actiniidae. Gene Ontology annotation, cellular component: membrane.